AAAAUACCUAGACAGAGUUCUACACAGAAUUGUUCUGCACAGUGAGUAAUUCUGUGGUGUAAAUGAAUUUUUCAUCCAUUUUGAAAUCCAAUCCUUUUUUUCAUGCAGUGUAUUUGCUUGGUAAGAGAUGUUUCAGUGAAUGACUAAUCUUCUGGUGUAACCGUAAAUGCAAGUGUUACAGAUUGUUUCAUGAAAAUUUCCUUCUUACAGGCCUAUAACUUAUCUUCUAAAUUCAGUUCUUUUUUCACUUGUAUCUGAAAACAGCUAAAUGGCUUCUCAUUUUUGGUUUUAUUGUGAUUUUAAAACCAAAUGUUAGAAUUUCCUUUUUUCCUUGGUAAGCAUGCCAUUUGAGAUAUCAGGAUGAAGGCAAUAUUAUUUGCAAAGUUUCAACAAUUUCUGUCAUUAUCUCUCAUCAGGCUCUGCUCAGAUAUGGCAGACAUAUUCACAGCCAUCACCAGCAACAUCACAGUUUCAAAUAUCAACAAGGGAGUGCCAGCUAAAGCCGUCCUAUCCAUGACACCGUCUUUUUUCUUCCUCUACAUAAAUGUUGUCAUGCUAAUCACCCUGAGGAGUAAGGCCAUCUUCCGAGAGACCUCCCGCUUGGCCGUGAUGGCUUUGGAGCGGUACAUCGCCAUCUGCUUCCCGCUGAGGCAUGCUGAGAUCACCACAUGCAGAAGGACAGGCAUGGCCAUCGCCAUUGUAUGGGCUCUGGGCUCAGUGCAGUCUUUCACCAGCUUGAUAUGGUUUUUGAUCUCAGGACCGCUUGUCUCCACAUCGGGUUUCUGCUCCAGAUUACUCAUGCCUGCCCUGGAGGUGUACUCAGACAUAAAUAAUACAUUCACAAUCAUCUACUUCCUGUCAGUGGGGAUCACCAUCGUCUACACAUACAUUGGCAUUGUUGUGGCUGCGAGAUCUGUUUCCUCAAACAAACUUUCAGCUGCUAAGGCCCACAGGACUGUAUUACUGCACUUGAUUCAGCUGGGGCUUUGUCUUUCGUCUAUUCUGUUUGACACCAUUGUUGAAGUAGUGCGUGCACGCUUGGACCUAUUUGCUGUUUUACAUUUGCAGUAUAUCCUGUUCCUGGGACUGAUCAUCCUCCCCAGAUGCCUGAGCCCGCUCAUAUAUGGUUUGAGAGAUCAGACAUUCAGGCCUCUUUUUAUAUACUAUGUCACUUUUGGUUUGAGUACCACCUGUAAAGAGUUGAAGAUAUCAGUAGUGUUUAAAAGUAGUUAAAAAGAAUACCUACAAGUGUUUCAGAAUGGGUAGCAUUA
Molecule: messenger RNA, 1271 nt
Organism: Anguilla anguilla (European eel)
Lineage: Eukaryota; Metazoa; Chordata; Actinopteri; Anguilliformes; Anguillidae
Product: odorant receptor 131-2-like
Exons: 2
Coding region: 361-1233 (290 amino acids)
Biological process (GO): G protein-coupled receptor signaling pathway
Cellular component (GO): membrane
Molecular function (GO): G protein-coupled receptor activity
Source: RefSeq, a predicted model, not a curated record